Molecule: messenger RNA, 516 nt
Organism: Phycodurus eques (leafy seadragon)
Lineage: Eukaryota; Metazoa; Chordata; Actinopteri; Syngnathiformes; Syngnathidae
Gene: nedd8l
Product: NEDD8 ubiquitin like modifier, like
Exons: 4
Coding region: 104-373 (89 amino acids)
Biological process (GO): regulation of proteolysis; protein neddylation; modification-dependent protein catabolic process
Cellular component (GO): cytoplasm; nucleus
Molecular function (GO): ubiquitin protein ligase binding; protein tag activity
Source: RefSeq, a predicted model, not a curated record
AAUCAUCCCGGCGAGCGGUUUAGAAGUACCACCCACACGACUCUAUCGCUUUAUUCAUUACAUGUUCACAUAAUUUAAAGUUUUGUCCGAGUCCUCGUUCAAAAUGCUGAUCAAAGUGAAGACUCUGACUGGAAAAGAAAUAGAAAUUGACAUUGAGCCCACAGACAAGGUGGAGCGUAUCAAAGAAAGAGUGGAAGAGAAGGAAGGGAUACCCCCUCAACAACAAAGACUUAUCUACAGCGGAAAACAGAUGAACGAUGAGAAGACGGCGGCAGACUACAAAAUCCAAGGAGGCUCAGUGCUCCAUCUGGUGUUGGCGUUAAGGGGAGGGAAAGCACACCACACACCCGAUGUACAACUCUUAGUGUCAUGAAUGGCGCUUGCCAUGCCAGCUGUGUGCCAACGCUUUAGUUGUCCUGACUUCAUUUGACCAUGUUACAAUAAAAACUAAGCAAGAAAACAAAAUUACCCCUCCCAGAUUUAAAAAAAAAAAAAAAAGAAAGGAUGGUGUGUUCC